Molecule: messenger RNA, 747 nt
Organism: Micromonas commoda
Lineage: Eukaryota; Viridiplantae; Chlorophyta; Mamiellophyceae; Mamiellales; Mamiellaceae
Gene: PSBP2
Product: oxygen-evolving enhancer PsbP
Exons: 1
Coding region: 1-747 (248 amino acids)
Biological process (GO): photosynthesis
Cellular component (GO): photosystem II oxygen evolving complex; extrinsic component of membrane; photosystem II
Molecular function (GO): calcium ion binding
Source: RefSeq, a predicted model, not a curated record
AUGCUUCUCCGGUCCACGGCACCGCACGCCUCGAAGAUUGCGCCCCGUCGCCCCGAUCGGUCAGCCACGUUUCGCAAAUCCUUCAACCCUCGGGUUUCGAGGACACGCGCCGAAGCGUCCGCCGACGGAUCCCUGGAGCGCCGUGAACUUCUCGCUGGCGCGGCGACGUCACUCGUCUCGAUCGCGGCUUUCCCCCGCGUCGCACGCGCGGAUGAACCCGCCACGACGCUGACUCAGGUGUACAACGAUGAAGAGGACAAGUAUUCGCUCGCGGUGCCGAGCGACUGGGAGAGGGCGCUGGGAGAUACGUCCCCAAACCCGCAGUCCACGCGCAAGGUGAUCGCGUUCUACCCACCAGGACAGCCCGAGAUCAACGUAAACGUGGUCGCCACCGCCCUAGGCGCGGACUACCCGAAGAUGGGAAGCUUUGGAUCUCCCGACGAGUUUGCGUACGGAGUCGCCGCCGGAAUGACGAGGCCCAAACCCAGGCAGGGUCCCAAACAGUUCUCAUACGUGGUGGACGCUAAGAACGCCGGAGAUAGGUACGUCAUCGAAUACACGGUCGAGAGGCCGGAAGAGAACUUCUAUCAGCACCUGCUCAGCGCCGUGGGUAUCGGGUACAAUGGUCGCGUGAACCGGCUGUUCACGCUCACCGCGGUGUGUCCAGAGGACAGGUACGCGGAGAUGGAGCCGAUGUUUAGGAAGAUUUUCGCCACAUUCGAGACCCCGUCCACGCUCUAUCCGUGA